Messenger RNA from Yamadazyma jaroonii, 1617 nucleotides. The record is from the annotation of a GenBank genome assembly. NCBI's taxonomy places the organism in Eukaryota, Fungi, Ascomycota, Pichiomycetes, Serinales, Debaryomycetaceae.
AUGAUGAUUCCAAGAUCAAUUAAAUCAACCAGAGGUUUAAAAUGUUUCAAUACUCAAGCAAUUAAGUAUUUAUCAUUAAAUUCUACAACCACUAGUUACCCCAAAUCUCAUAAGGUUGAAAAAUAUAUCACUCCAAGUUUUAUCAAUAAUGAAUUCUUCAAAUCAAAAAGUACUACUUGGUAUGAUAUCCACGACCCUGCUACUAAUGAAGUUAUCAGUGAAGUUCCACAAUCAACUGCUGAAGAAUUAGAUGAAGCUAUUGAAUCAGCUCAUAAAGCUUUUGAUGAAUGGAAAAAUGUUAGUAUUAUCAGAAGACAAGGUAUUGCUUUCAAGUUUGUUGAAUUAUUAAAAGCCAACUGGGAUAGAUUAGCUGCUAUGAUUGUUUUAGAACAAGGUAAAACUUUCCCUGAUGCCAAAGGUGAUGUUUUAAGAGGUUUACAAGUUGCUGAAGCUUCAUGUAAUAUUACCAAUGAUAUGAUGGGUUCAGUUUUAGAAGUUGCUACUGAUAUGGAAACCAAAAUGAUCAGAGAACCUUUAGGUGUUGUUGCUUCAAUUUGUCCAUUCAAUUUCCCUGCUAUGGUUCCAUUAUGGUCAAUUCCAUUAAUCUUAGUUACUGGUAACACUGCUGUCAUCAAACCAAGUGAAAGAGUUCCUGGUGCUGCUAUGAUUAUUUGUGAAUUAUUAAAAGAAGCCGGUGUUCCAGCUGGUGUUUUAAACAUUGUUCAUGGUAAACAUGAUACCGUUAAUAAAUUAAUUGAAGAUCCAAGAAUUAAAGCUUUAACUUUUGUUGGUGGUGAUAAAGCUGGUAAAUAUAUCUAUGAAAAAGGUACUGCUUUAGGUAAAAGAGUCCAAUCUAAUAUGGGUGCCAAAAAUCAUUUAAUUGUUUUACCAGAUGCUGAUAAAAAACAAUUCAUUAAUGCUGUUAACGGUGCUGCUUUUGGUGCUGCUGGUCAAAGAUGUAUGGCUAUUUCAGUUUUAGUCACUGUUGGAAAAACAAAAGAAUGGGUUAAAGAAAUUGUUGAAGAUGCUAAAAAAUUAAGAGUUGGUAGUGGUUUUGAUGAAUCAAGUGAUUUGGGUCCUUUAGUCAAUCCUUCUUCUUUAGCUAAAGCUGAAGAAAUCAUCGAAGAUAGUAUUAAACAAGGUGCUGAAGUCUUAUUAGAUGGUAGAAAUCCUUCUUUAGAAGCUCCUUACGAUAAAGGUAAUUUCUUAUUCCCAACUGUCAUUAAUGGUGUUAAACCAGGUAUGAGAUGUUACGAUGAAGAAAUUUUCGCCCCAGUUUUGAGUAUUGUUAAUGUUGAUACUUUCGAUGAAGCUAUCAGUUUAGUUAACUCAAACAGAUAUGGUAAUGGUGUUGCCUUAUUCACCACUUCAGGUAACCAAUCUCAAAAAUUCGUUAAAAACAUCGCAUGUGGUCAAGUUGGUGUUAACGUUCCUAUCCCAGUUCCUUUACCAAUGUUCUCAUUCACUGGUAACAAAGGUUCAUUCUUAGGUGACUUAAACUUCUACGGUAAAGCUGGUAUUACCUUCUUAACCCAACCAAAAACCAUCACCACUUUAUGGAGAACUGACGAAUUUGAAUAUGUUACCCCAUCCACUUCAAUGCCAGUUCAACAUUAA